Messenger RNA from Cercospora beticola, 1620 nucleotides. RefSeq lists its product as uncharacterized. NCBI's taxonomy places the organism in Eukaryota, Fungi, Ascomycota, Dothideomycetes, Mycosphaerellales, Mycosphaerellaceae. The record is from RefSeq and is a predicted model, not a curated record.
AUGGGAAGCACCCAGGUCUACCACGAUCAGCCGUACCUGAUUGAGGUCUGGGUGCUCUUCGGCGUCGGUGUGCUCGUAUUCCUUGCUCGGUUUAUUGUUCGGAUUCGUACUGUGGGCAUCCGCCAGUUUGCAGGCGACGACUACAUGGCCAUUCUCGUGCUGGCUUGCUACACCGCUGAUGCGGCUACUGUGAGUGUGGUGGUGGAACUCGGACACCGAGAAGGCACGAAUGUGGACUAUACCGCAGAACAGGUUGAGAGACUUACUCCGUCGCAAAUCAAAAGUGUCGAAUAUGGCUCCAAGAUGCAACUACUCGCCUGGUUCACAUAUACUGCUCUGAGUAAGUCCUCUCUGGAAGUAUGGGGUCUAAAGGCUUGCAUGCUGUUCUUUUUUCAUCGAAUCACGUUCGGCUUACCACAAGAACGAUACGUCAAAGCACUUGGCGUAGCCUGCGGUGUCACGUACCUGGCCAUGUUCCUCACGAUCAUGCUGAGCUGUCGACCACUUCACUUAAACUGGCAAGUCAAGCCAAAGCCGCCCGAGCAUUGCGAAGUCCGGAUACAGAACUUCUACGUUUGCACCGUUCUCAACGUGAUCACAGAUGCCGCCUUGCUGGCCGUUCCCAUACCUCUUUUGUGGACACUGAAAAUUCCCUUGCGCAAGAAAAUCACGAUAGGGAUAUUACUCUCCUCUGGCAUCUUCGUCAUCACGGCUGCUCUCACGCGAAUUGUGAUGACAUUGAAAGCAAACCCUUCGGCGACGGUGAUCAACCGAUGGGGAGUACGAGAAACGAUAGCAGGAAUUAUUGCAGUCAAUGCGCCAAUUCUACAGCCUAUGUGCAAGAAAUCGUUCUACUCAAAAGGAUUUCGCAUAUCAAAUGGCUCAUCGAACCCAGUGCAGCCGCAGAACGACGAGGGAGGGUCUGGUUCCAGGGACAAGUCAAGCGGUAUCAAAAGCAAUGCCGAUUCCACAUUGAGCAAAUCAGCUCACAAGCCGGCAGCAACAGAGCUAAGCCCGGCAUCUGGACCCAAAGUCGGCAAACGAGCAACAAUUGCACUGCCCCCGACAACUUUCAGCAGACCACCGCUCAUGACACCAAUAGCGGCCGAACUGCGAGAGAUUGAGCGCAUCGAUACGCGGCUCGACGAGACUCCAGGACGUGAAAUCAUUACUGGGCAAGACCAUUCCUUUGAGAACGGUGACUAUUUCGGAGUGAUAGACAUUGAGCACGGAGCGCGUCCUUCACCGCCCGACCCUGUCGAGAUCAUUGAGGGAGAACGAUAUCGCGUGGCAUCCAUUUUCCCACCAGCGAAAGAACUGGAGCCUCCGCCACCACAAAUUCCAAGAAGAUGGUCGGAGACGGUGAGAGCAUCGCGACUCUCCACACAGUGGCGCCAUUUGACUCGGUCGGUGAGCUUACCAUGGUCUGGGCAACAUUCCAGAGAGCAUUCGGGCCAACAGUAGUUGUGUCUGUCUCUCGGGUUUGUGGGCGGCGUGAGCUCUGGUUACGAUGCAAGAUACCCUACUGUUUAUGAAUAAUGGCAUUUCAGCGGCACACUUUUAUUUGAUCCAGAUUGGUGGUGGGAGCACGGAGCUGGUAUGGAAUCAUUUCAUUGGAGG